AUGGCUGAAGAUAGCUAUCAUCCGACAAGAUUCGUUCAGUUCUGCAUACAGUAUUCAAGCGUGGCAUUGCUAUAUUACGAUUAUAUUCUUACGUUUCCACUCGAGUUGGAGUACAUAUGGCGAAAGAAGUUCAUGCUGUCCACCGUUUUCUACUUCUUUUGUAGAUACGGGCUUCUCGCGAACUUGUUUUAUCUGCUCUCUAUGGCGAACGUAAUUGAUAAGGUGAGUUAA
Molecule: messenger RNA, 231 nt
Organism: Coniophora puteana RWD-64-598 SS2
Lineage: Eukaryota; Fungi; Basidiomycota; Agaricomycetes; Boletales; Coniophoraceae
Exons: 2
Coding region: 1-231 (76 amino acids)
Source: RefSeq, a predicted model, not a curated record